CCUCUGCAUUCUACAAAGUACACAACAAAUUUAACACAUGAGAGUACGUGCGUACGUGUAAUGGUCCCAUGGUCUGCUGAUUUUAGUGAACGAAAAGUAGUUUCGAUACAACAAGGGAAAGUUGACUUUCCUUUUUGAAGUUGUUGGAUUUGAAUGCAACCUAUCAAGAUGGGUGUACUAUCAACACUUCCUAAGGAGUAUGGAUAUGUCGUCCUGGUGGGCUCAGCCAGUUAUGUUAUGUUGAGCUAUUUGGGAAUUAAAGUCAGUAUGGCUAGAAAGAAAUAUGAAGUAGAGUACCCAGCUAUGUACAGUGAUUCUCAGCCAUUGUUUAACUGUGUACAGAGAGCUCAUCAAAACACUUUGGAGGCGUAUCCACCAUUCCUGUUUUUCCUGGCAAUGUCAGGGAUUAGAUUUCCGAGAGCAUCAGCUGCAUGUGGUGCAGUAUGGAUCUUGAGUCGAUUCAGCUAUGCUCAUGGCUACUACACAGGAGAACCGAAGAAGCGUACGCGUGGAGCCUAUGGAUAUCCAGCCAUGCUUGGACUCUUUGGAAUGACAAUUGCCUUCGCUGUUCGUCAACUCCAGUGGGUCUAAAACGUCUAGCACUGAUUUUGAAUUGAUUAAGAGGUGUGCAGUAUAAUUAGACUAGAUAGUGCUGAUCAGUUAUAUGAAUAUGGUGCAUGUAUAAAUGUCUUGAUUGGUCAGAGCUCAUUUGUAGUUUAGACAUUUAUUUCAAUAUUGGCAACAACAAACAAAUGUAUGAAGUAUCCUAUAAGCGUUACAUACAGACUACAAACAGUGCUUGAAACAUCAUUAUUACAAAUUUAUGAUACCUAGACCUAGACUGUUAAUGUUAUAUUAUUCAUUGGACAAUCUGAGAUUUAAAAAAUUGUAUCAGGAAACUACUUGAACAUUAUGCAUUGUUCAUUAUUUAAUCAGGUGGUAGCCAUAGAGCAAGGCCGUUUUGAAUCAUUUGAAUCCAAAAGCAUCCAAUCAGACACCUUCAAGUUUUGGAUUUAGUCCCCAGGGAAAUACAGGACGGCUUGUAGGUAGGUUGUUAUUUGAAAAUGGAGCUAUAUAUUGAAAUAGUUGCAUUGUACGUGUUUAAUUGUAUUCCAUUGUUUCUUUUGGAAGAAUUUAAUUAUCUUUGUAAUCUAGUGUUCGAUUAUUUUCUAACUAAUCUUGUUUGUACUGCAGAAUAAAUUAGUCCGAGUAAAUUUACUUGCAAUAUCAAAGCACAAAGACAUUCUUAGUUUCCUUUUACACAUGGUUGGUAGGACACUGUUGGAAAAAUUACUCUUGCAUUACUAAAAUGUUCCUUUGCACCAAUGCAGUCAAUCGCCUCCAAGUUGCCUGGCAAAGUUGCCUUGUGUAUUUUCAAGUCACUUACUCUUAAUUAUAUAUUAAGGCAAGUAUACACGCACAUAGGUUGUUAUAUUGAUAAAGGAUAUGCAGUAUCCCUUUUGUGUUGGUGUUGCGCAAAAUAUUCACAGGGCUUAGUGUAUGCCAGUACAGUUAGUGAUUCCUCAAUGAUGGCAACACUUGUUUUAUGGAUAAGCUAUUUUUCAUAUACUUAGGAUAUUAUAUACUUUGAAGAUUACCUUUAAAAUUAGCUAAAAUAUAUUCUCAUAUUGACAGCUGUGUAAUACAAUUCCACCUCAGUGAGAUCCCUGCAAAUUUGUCAUUUUGUAUUACCACAUGAAGCAAGGAUCACCACAUGAAGCAAGUUAGUUUUAGCUGACCAACUGCCUUCUGAUUAACAACUCAAAUUAUGAAUUUGUAAAGAUGGGUUGAAAAUAUUGAUGAAAAGAGUAUAAUAUAUAUUUUUACAAUUCAGAUUUUAACUGUGUACAAUUUAUUGAGGACAGAAUGAAAUAAUAUGCAAAUAUAUUAGAUUUUG
Molecule: messenger RNA, 1897 nt
Organism: Asterias rubens (European starfish)
Lineage: Eukaryota; Metazoa; Echinodermata; Asteroidea; Forcipulatida; Asteriidae
Product: microsomal glutathione S-transferase 3-like
Exons: 6
Coding region: 154-591 (145 amino acids)
Cellular component (GO): membrane; endoplasmic reticulum; nuclear envelope
Molecular function (GO): glutathione peroxidase activity; glutathione transferase activity
Source: RefSeq, a predicted model, not a curated record